Talpa occidentalis (Iberian mole) is the source of this 1344-nucleotide messenger RNA. RefSeq names its product ADP ribosylation factor like GTPase 16 (gene ARL16). Lineage: Eukaryota; Metazoa; Chordata; Mammalia; Eulipotyphla; Talpidae. The transcript has 5 exons. The record is from RefSeq and is a predicted model, not a curated record. Gene Ontology annotation, molecular function: GTP binding; GTPase activity. Bases 14 to 535 code for a protein of 173 amino acids.
GCGCGGGGCCGGGAUGUGUCUCCUGCUGGGGGCCGCGGGCGUGGGGAAGACGCUGCUGCUGAAGCGCCUGCGGAAGCUGAGCUCCCCGGACGGGCAGGGCGACCUGGGCGACCCGCCCCCGACGCGGCCCACGGUGGGCACCGACCUCACCGACAUCGCGGCCCCGAGGAAGAUCACCGUCCGGGAGCUGGGGGGCUGCAUGGGCCCCAUCUGGCCCAGUUACUAUGGCAACUGCCACCGUCUCCUGUUCAUGGUGGACGCGUCGAACCCCGCCCAGCUCUCGGCAUCCUGCGCACAGCUUCUGGGCCUCCUCGCCGCGGAGCAGCUUGCAGGCGCUUCAGUACUGAUACUCUUCAAUAAGACCGACCUGCCCUGUUACAUGACCGUCGAGGAGAUGAAGUCGCUGCUCCGGCUUCCAGACAUCAUAGCUCACGCCACGCAGAACAUCAGCACAGCGGAAAUUAGCGCCCGGGAAGGCACGGGCUUGGCAGGGGUGCUGCGCUGGCUGCAGGGCCCCGGUAGGACCCAGACCUGACUCUGCGGGGGCAGGCCUGGCUGACCUGCUCUGUGGAUGGCACUUCCAGCCUCCAGCAGUUCUCACUAGCCCAGAAGGAUCUGGUGUGAGCCGUGGAAGCCAUGUGUCCGCAUUGUUGCCAUGAGGGGUGCACUGAGGCGAACAGUGACAAACUGACAGCCGCUGUCGUCCUGGGCUUCGGAGAGGACAGGCCUGCUGGGUGUCCUGCGGCUGCCUGGGUGUACUCCCUUCACCGAGCAACCUGCUCACUGCUCCCCAGGGCCGUGGGCGCACGGCUCCCGGCCCCCGUGACUCCUGCGUGGCUGCAGCCAGCUGCAUGUCUGGCACCAAUAGCCCAGCCCUGUCGGGCUGAGGAGGGAUUGGAGAACCACGCCUGAACUCAGAAGGAAAAGCCUAGAGGGUGUGGGGUUCCUGCGGCAGACAAGGGUGGUCCCAGGGCACAGGAGGGGCUUGCGGCUCCCCCCUUGGGGAGAGCUCUUUCGCGCUCUGCGGCAGCGCCGCUGUCCGCCCAGCUAGUGACACCUUCCCCUGCUGCACGAGAGCAGCCACAGCGGUCACCUGCGGUUGUCUAGGUCCAGGCUUUUAUGUGCUGUGCGUUUUCACCUUUGGCAGUAAACAGCAGCUGGUGAGCAGAGCAUGUCCCUGAGUCAUGACUGCCGGCCAGCAGCGCCCGUGUGCGCCCUGGGUCUGAGUUGGGGGACUGUGGGGACAUUGGUGGUUUCUCAGUUGUGCAGGCGACACCUGGGUGCAUGUAGGACCCGAAGCUGGGGUGCAUCUUGGUGCUGACCCGCCAUGGACCUGAUGCCCUG